Messenger RNA from Gekko japonicus, 1452 nucleotides. RefSeq lists its product as uncharacterized. The transcript is spliced from 4 exons. The record is from RefSeq and is a predicted model, not a curated record. Lineage: Eukaryota; Metazoa; Chordata; Lepidosauria; Squamata; Gekkonidae. Bases 1 to 1452 code for a protein of 483 amino acids.
AUGCCAGACUUGCUGGAUACCAUUAAUGCUGUGACUGCCCAUCUGGAGGUGACACCUCCUGAUAUGGCCAAGGGAGAACUCAACCCACAAGGCUACACAGUUCCUCUGGAAAUCAGUCUGGGUGUUGCUGUGCAUCAGAGGCCAAAGCCCAGAACCUCAAUUCCUGAAAUAAAGACAACUUCCACAGCCUCAACCAUAGGCUUGGCAGAACACCUCUGUUUUACAGGCCCUGUAGCCUGUGAUGGCAUUACUGGCACCUUCAACAUAUCUUACUGGAAAAGAGAUGUUACCCAUAAGCCACAACCAGGAUACGGCCCUUACUGCUUCAGAAUUAAUGGAUCCAUCUACCAUCGUGCUGGAGCACUACAUCCUGACAAUGAUGAGCCUAGAAAAUAUGCACAGCUGUACAUCCUGUAUUCUGAUGAUGCUGCAACAGCUGCAACUUCCAGAGAUUCAGGGAUGCAAUGCAAAACUACUGCAGAUCCUGAGUGCAUGGAUGGCCAAGUGACUCAGAUGCAGUAUUACCAAUACCGUCUGGCAACAAGACAUACAUUCAAUCCUUUUCUAUUAGCAGGGAAACUAACACAACAAUACAUUGUAGAUGCCUAUGUCAAGGUUGAAUCAAACAGAUUAAACUACAUAAGACAAAACCAAACUCUACUUUGUGUGGAGAAAUACAAAGGCCUUAUGGAUCAUCUGCAGAAUGCUGAAGACGAUUCUGAAACACUGCCAGGCAAAGUACUCAUCUUGCCAUCUUCAUUUCCAGACAGUCCAUGGAAUAUGAUGCAGAACUACCAGAAUGCAAUGGCUAUUGUUCGAGAAUAUGGCAAGCCAGACCUUUUUAUCACCAUGACUUGCAAUCCAAAAGGGCCAGAGAUCACAGAAAACCCACGAGGCCAACCACCCCCACACCGACCAGAUUUGGUAGCUCGCAUUUUCCACCUAAAGCUCAGAGCCAUGAUGAAAGACAUUACCAGAAAACAUAUUUUUGGAGUCAUAGUUGCACAUGUUCAUGUGAUUGAAUUCCAUAAAAGGGGCCUUCCUCAUGCUCACAUAUUAUUCAUAUUAAAAAAGGAAGACAGACCAGAGACAGCGGAGCACAUUGACAAGAUUAUUUGUGCAGAGCUUCCAGACCGGGAAUUAUAUCCAACUCUGCAUGCACCCGUCCUUAAGCAUAUGGUUCAUGGGACGUGUGGGAAAACACAUCUCAACUCACCAUGUAUGAAAGAUGAGAAAUGCACAAAAGACUAUCCAAAAAGUUACCGGACAUCAACUACAGCCAAAAAAGGGGGUUAUCCCAUUUACCGCCGUCGGACAUCUGGAACUACUACUACCCCAACAGGACACUCCAUUGACAACAGAUGGAUUGUGCCAUACAACCCAUACCUACUUUUGAAAUACAGCUGCCACAUAAAUGUGGAGGUUUGUGCUUCUCUGCAGAGUGUCAAAUAG